Molecule: messenger RNA, 1135 nt
Organism: Vitis riparia (riverbank grape)
Lineage: Eukaryota; Viridiplantae; Streptophyta; Magnoliopsida; Vitales; Vitaceae
Product: adenine phosphoribosyltransferase 5-like
Exons: 7
Coding region: 161-739 (192 amino acids)
Biological process (GO): adenine salvage
Cellular component (GO): cytoplasm; cytosol
Molecular function (GO): adenine phosphoribosyltransferase activity
Source: RefSeq, a predicted model, not a curated record
AAGAUAUAUUAUUUUUGAGGCCUCUCCCUCUCACACUCAACUCUUUCCUUGUUUGGACUUUGGAGUGAGAAACAAGAGAGAGAGAGAGAGAGAGGGGGGGUUGGACUUGUGUUUGGGAGGGAAAAAGCUCAGAGAGACACCCAAGCGGGAGAGAAAGCGGAUGGAAAAAAAGAGAGAGAUGUUUGCAGGUGAGAAUGGGUUGCAAGGAGACCCAAGGCUGAAGGCCAUAUCAGAAGCCAUUAGAGUGGUGCCUCACUUCCCAAAGCAAGGUAUCAUGUUUCAAGACAUAACAACUCUGUUGCUGGAUCACAAGGCCUUCAAGGACACUGUUGAUAUCUUUGUUGAUCGUUACAGGGACAUGGGCAUCUCUGUCGUGGCUGGAGUUGAAGCGAGAGGAUUCAUGUUUGGUCCUUCGAUUGCUUUGGCCAUUGGAGCAAAAUUCGUUCCUCUUCGGAAACCUAAUAAGUUGCCAGGAGAAGUUAUUUCUGAAGCAUAUGUUCUGGAAUAUGGAACCGACCGUUUAGAAAUGCAUGUUGGAGCUGUUCAACCUGGGGAACGAGCAUUGGUGAUUGAUGAUCUGAUUGCUACAGGUGGGACCCUCUGCGCAGCGAUAAAACUAUUAGAACGUGUGGGAGCUGAAGUAGUAGAAUGUGCAUGCGUUAUCGGGUUGCCUGAGGCUAAGGGACAGUGCAGGUUAAACGGAAAGCCAUUGUACAUCCUUGUGGAGCCCCGCAAGUAGACAAUUGUUGUCAUGUGGCAAGAGGCUCAGUCAUUUGAAGUAUCACCUAUUACUGGGAUUGUGGGCUGUGGUGCCCUGGAAGCAAAAGCUCAGUUCCCCUUGUGGAUCAUCUUCUCAAUGAGGCAUGCUCUCACAAAGCUCCAUUUGUGCAAUUUUCUGGUUCUUGAGUCAAGUCAGUCUAGUGAAGAAUCCUCUCCUUUUGUAGGCGCUUGUGCCUUUUCUUUCUUUUCUUUUCCCUUUUUUUUCCUUCUUUUAUUGUAGUUUUAAUCAGAAAUGGGGAUGAAAUGGCUGUGAAGCCGUGGGCGGGCAGCAAUUGCCUAUAUUCAAUUUGUUAAAUUUGUACCCAACUCUGAAUUUUCAAGAAUGUAUUGAUUGUGUAUGCCUAUUCCACCACCA